This is a messenger RNA of Dictyostelium discoideum AX4, 1272 nucleotides long. It is a transcript of the gene cupA, whose product is annotated as calcium up-regulated protein. The transcript has a single exon. The record is from RefSeq and is a predicted model, not a curated record. Lineage: Eukaryota; Evosea; Eumycetozoa; Dictyosteliales; Dictyosteliaceae. Bases 1 to 1272 code for a protein of 423 amino acids. Gene Ontology annotation, biological process: response to cation stress. Gene Ontology annotation, cellular component: cytoplasm; membrane; nucleus.
AUGAUAAAUAUUGAAGAUAUUUCAAAAUCUUCAAAUGAAAGUGAAGAAAAACAAUUAAAAAGUACAAGUACAAGUUCAAAACCAAAAUACCCAUUCGCAGCAAAAAGCUUAUUCAAAGGUUCAAAUAAUAUUAUACCAUAUUAUUUAUCAACCAGUAAUACAUUCCAAUGUGUAGCAUCUGAGUCAAUUCAAACAUGGCUUCUUUCAGAUGAUGGUCAUAUCUUUACAUCCAGUGGUAAUUUUGUUUUAGAUGUUUCAUCAGGUGGUUAUUUUGUUGAAUUAGUACAACUUAAUUCAAAUUCAAAAACUCAAAUUUGGACAAUUGAUACAACAAAUAAUAAAAUUCAAAACCAAGGUAAUGGUAAAUACCUUGAUAUCGACAAUUUGAAUAUUUGUGUUGCACCUUUAAAUGGAAACGCAACUCAAAAAUGGACAACUUUUAGAAGAGCACCAAUUCCAACUGGUAAUUGGGGUUACUUUCAAAGCAAAAAAUUGGAUUCCAAUAAUAAUUAUUGGGGUCUAAGUGUAUUAAAUAAUAGUACAUCAUAUAAUACUAGUGUAGUAAUGAAUAAAGUUCAAGCAAAAUCAAUAGGUCAAAUUUGGCAAAUGACAAACGAUGGUCACAUUUUAUCACGUUUGGAUGGUAAUUUAGUAUUAGAUAUUGGUCCAUCAAUUAAUGGUAGUAAAACAAACUAUUAUUUAAAUACCAAUGUUUACAAAGCAAAUGAUCUAAUGCAACAAUGGGGUAUCAACGAAAAUAAUCAAAUAUUCAAUCAAUAUUAUCCAAAUUUAUGUAUUGGAUUCGUUGGCGAACUUGGAGUUGAUUCAACUGUUAAUUGUGUAUUAGCUCAACCAACUAGUGCUAGUGAUAUUAAUUUCCAAUGGAUUGCAAAUCCAACCUAUUCAUUAAACCAAAUUGUUAGUGAAGUACCAGAACCAUUUCCAGCUUACACAAGUGGUGAUUUAUUAGCAUCAUAUCAAUACCUUAGUAAUGAUGCAACAAAUGGUUAUACUGAUGAUAUUAGAUCACUUUAUACAAGUAUUAAUGUUAGUUUAGAACAUUUCUAUGUUAAUGUCUCCAAUGCAACUUGUCCAUCAUCAAUUCAUUCAACUGAAGAUUUUUCAAAUGUUCAAAAUCAAAUCAAAAAUGAACUCACCUACGCAAUCAAUGUCCGUUUAGUAUUUGAUAACUAUUCCGAUUUUUAUAGUAAAUUAUUUAGUCAAGGUAGUACAAAUUUAACAAACUUGGCAAAUUUAAUUAAUGUCAUCUGA